This is a messenger RNA of Lactuca saligna, 1904 nucleotides long. NCBI's taxonomy places the organism in Eukaryota, Viridiplantae, Streptophyta, Magnoliopsida, Asterales, Asteraceae. The record is from the annotation of a GenBank genome assembly.
CUCCCACCACCCCCUAUCUCCUCCCUCUAUUUCUCUGACAUAUACAUAUACAUAUACAUCUAUGUAUCUAUAUAUUCCACAGGCACAAACACCAUGCAAGUGUGUAACAGAUUGAAAACGAUGGAUUACCAACCCCAGAUCAUGCACAAGGGUCCCACUUCAAGACUCGUGAAAAAAGACGCAACAGUCGAUAACCCUCAUUAAUUCACCAAGGAGUUAGAAGAUCCAAGGUUGGGAUUCGAUCUAUUUCUUGAUCUUUUAUUAUUCAAUUUAAUAAACGAAUAAAAAACAUUACAAAAUCAACGUCAUACAUACCCUUCAUCUCUAUAUAAUUCACACAAUUUACAUUCACAAAACGCACAUCUUUGACUCUUAUUCUCCCCAACUUGUUUAUCAUUUCUCUCGUAAUUUUCACAACCCCAUCCUCCAUAUCCCUAACCAGUGGCCACCUUUCUUUAUCUUAAUCUUUCAAAAAGUGCUUCUAUUUGGCUGGUUUAUUUCUUGUCUUGACGUUUCUGAUUUUCGAUCUGGGUUUUCGAUUUUUGGAUCUUUUUACUCAAAGAUACAAUCUUUAUUGAUAAAUCAAGAAAGGGUUUUGAUUAGAUUUAGAUUUUAGAUUAGAUCCGAUUUGGGUUUUUAAGGCUUCUCUUUCAAUGGGAGCCUUGGAUGAGGGUCACUACAAUGCGGUGCUAGAAAAUGGAGUGAAGCUUGGUGGUUGUGGUUUCGAGCAAGAACCAGAGACUGUAGCCAUUGAAGAUGCUGUGAAGGUUUUGUUACAGGGUUUGGGUGAAGACAUCAACAGAGAAGGUCUUAGGAAGACCCCUCUUCGUGUUGCUAAAGCCCUUCGUGAAGGAACUAGAGGCUAUAAACAAAACGUGAAAGACAUAGUCCAAGGUGCGUUAUUCCCGGAAUUGGGAUUAGAAACCGGAAUUGGCCAUGCCGGAGGAGCCGGUGGACUUGUUCUUGUUAGAGAUCUCGAUCUCUACUCAUACUCCGAUAUCUUCACCAAACGCCUCCAAGAUCCACAACGGUUAGCAGACGAGAUUUGCAACGGUUUACAACACGAAAUCAACCCAACCGGUGUUGCUGUUGUUCUCCACUGCUCACACAUCCGCUUCCCCGAUUCCCAUUCCGCUUUUCUCGAUUCCAACCAAAAAAGAUGGGUCGACGUAAUAGUCAAUUCCGGUUCCGGCUCUUUCGGGAAACCAGAUUCCGCCAAUUGGAUCGAUUUUUUCGGUCUUUUACGCCGCCGGGACAUAACCUUAGAUAACAUGCAUUCAAGAACCACCAAUAAAGAUUCUUGGUGCCCGUCGCGGGUCAAAACCGGUCCCGGUGUCUCACCCAUGGAUACCGCGGUCACCUCGAUUAUACGGUCAUUGGGUCAAGACCCGGGUCGGAAAGAACUCACGGGAACCCCAACCCGGUUUGUAAAAUGGCUAUCUAACUUUAAAGAUUCAAAAUUGGAGAUGAAAAUUAACGGGCUUGGUUUCGGCCCGUUGACAACCACAAGCCCAACGAAUUGCAAGAUUAGAUCGGAGUUGAACUUAUCACUAUGGUCGCUUUGUGAGCACCAUUUACUUCCGUUUUACGGGUCGGUUCAUAUUGGGUAUGUAUCGAGUGAAGAAGUGAGUCCGAUUUUGAAAUCUAUUCUACAAUCGGUUGUACAUUUUCAUGGUUUUAAGCUCCAAGUUCAAGAACGACUCACGAGGCAGAUUGCUGAGACUGUUUCUCGAUUGUUGGGUGGAAAUAUAAUUGUUGUAGUGGAAGCGAAUCAUACUUGUAUGAUCUCAAGAGGGAUUGAAAAGUUUGGUAGUAAUACGGGUACGAUUGCAGUGUUGGGUCGGUUUUCGCAUGACCCGGCUGCAAGAGCGGAGUUUUUAGAAUUGAUUCCAGAAUCGUUGUAG